UGCUCAAGCGGCAGCUGAUAAAAUAUUGUUUACAAACUAAAACAUAAAUAAUUUAAUUUUUUAUAAUAAAACUAAUCUAAUAUUGCAGCAAGAUGGGUAAACGGCAGCAUCAAAAGGAUAAAAUGUACCUCACCUAUACGGAAUGGUCGGAACUGUAUGGUGGCAAAAAAACUGAAUCGGCGGAAAAUGAACACAUUAAAUUCAAACGAUUACCCUAUGAUCAUUGUUGCAUUACAAUGAUACCUUUUGAUAUGCCCUACUGUGAUGCAGAUGGCAACAUAUUUGAACUUGAAGCCAUACUAGCAUUUCUAAAAGCUUUUAAAGUUAAUCCAAUCACAGGAAAAACACAAGAUGCUAAGGCGCUAUUUAAACUAAAUUUCUAUAAAAAUGCUGAAGAUGAAUAUCAUUGUCCGGCAUUGUUUAAGCCAUUCACUAAAAACUCACACAUUGUUGCUUUACGAACAACUGGUAAUGUGUAUUCAUGGGAAGCAAUUGAGCAACUUAACGUAAAAACCAAAAAUUGGAAGGAUCUUAUUGAUGAUUCACCAUUUUUGCGCAAAGACAUAAUAACUAUACAGGAUCCAUUGCGUUUAGAAAAGUUCGACAUAUCACGUUUUCAUCAUAUACGUAAAAAUUUACGUGUACUCACAGAGGAAGAAGAACUAGAGCGUAAGGAUCCUACAGGACGCAUAAAGAAUAUGAAUUUAGAAACAAAAGAAACAUUGGAGCAAUUAGAAAAGGAUUAUCAACCUGCGGAAGAGCAACCAACAUCUACUAAACGCUUAGCGGAUAAAUUUAAUGCUGCACAUUAUUCAACUGGUACGGUAGCGGCCAGUUUUACAUCUACAGCUAUGGUGCCAGUGUCUCAGCAUGAAGCAGCUAUAAUCGAUGAAGAUUUGGUGAAAUAUGAACGUGUUAAAAAAAAGGGAUACGUUAGAUUGAACACAAAUUUUGGACCACUCAAUUUUGAAAUAUAUUGCGAUGCGGUACCGCGUGCUUGUGAAAACUUCAUUAGACACUGCAGCAAUGGUUACUACAAAGACACUAAGUUUCAUCGUUCCAUUAGAAAUUUUAUGAUACAAGGUGGUGAUCCAACAGGUACGGGCACUGGUGGCACAUCAAUUUGGAGCAAAAAGUUUGAAGAUGAAUUCAAACCAAAUCUUUCACAUUCAGGGCGUGGUAUAUUAUCAAUGGCUAACUCUGGUCCCAAUUCGAAUGGCUCGCAAUUCUUCAUCACUUACCGCUCCUGCAAACAUUUGGAUGGUAAACACACUAUUUUUGGUAAACUAGUAGGCGGUGGUGAUACAUUAAAUCAAAUAGAAAAAAUUGAGGUUGAUAACAAAGAUUGUCCCAUUGAAGAUAUAAUAAUUGAAUCUGCGCAAGUAUUUGUCGAUCCAUUUCAAGAAGCAAUCGAUGAAUUAGCAAAGGAACGUGCGGAAGAAGUAGAAAAACAAGCACAAGAUGUGCAGAAUGAAAAAACCAAGAAACGUUUGAAGCAACCUCUGAAGGUUUACAAGGAAGGUGUUGGCAAAUAUAUUAACUUGCAGGCAAUGAAAAAAGCUGUAACAGACGAUAGUGAUAAGUCAUCACCGUCUGCAAAUAAACGAGUUAAAAGCAAGGCGGUAAGUAGUGGGUUUGGAGAUUUCUCGAGUUGGUAAUAAAAUAUGUAAAUCUCUAAUUUUUUAUGGAAAAAUAAAUGUUUUAUUUAUU
Teleopsis dalmanni is the source of this 1710-nucleotide messenger RNA. Its product is annotated as RING-type E3 ubiquitin-protein ligase PPIL2. Gene Ontology annotation, cellular component: catalytic step 2 spliceosome. Gene Ontology annotation, molecular function: ubiquitin-ubiquitin ligase activity; peptidyl-prolyl cis-trans isomerase activity. The record is from RefSeq and is a predicted model, not a curated record. Lineage: Eukaryota; Metazoa; Arthropoda; Insecta; Diptera; Diopsidae. Gene Ontology annotation, biological process: protein polyubiquitination; protein folding; protein peptidyl-prolyl isomerization. The transcript has 4 exons. The coding region runs from base 93 to 1658 and encodes 521 amino acids.